AUGUCAGAGCCUGAAGACCAAAUGCUAACUGACGAUGAAGACGACUUCGAUUGUGCUUACUAUGAUGGAGAUGAUAUCGACAUCAGAGAAGACUUCGACGAUGAAAAGUGUAAUUCUGACGCAGAGCAAGCAAAGAUUGAAUCUCUAGAUACGUUUCAGGUUGAACGACUGCUCAAUGAAAGCGUAGCAUCAUUGAUUGAGGUUUCGCGGAUUACGCCAUCUCUAGCCAAAAUUUUGCUGCUCUCUUAUAAUUGGGAUGUCAAAAAGAUACACGAAAUGUUAAACAAAGAUACCGAGGGGACUUUGCUCAAAUCAGGUGUCAAACCAAUGUCAACAGCCAAACGUCCGGCAAAUAACACGUGCCUUGUCUGCUAUCAUGAAGAUGAAGAACUCCGAGCUCUAUGCUGUGGACACGGGUUUUGUGUGCAUUGCUGGAAAGCUUACUUUGAAACACGACUUUCUGAAGGAGUAUCUUCAAAAAUAUCAUGUAUGGCUUCCAAUUGUAUGCUUGUUGCACCACCCGAAUUCGUCCUUCGUGCUCUUGAUAAGGCGUCGCUUCGAGCAAAAUAUGAACGUUUUCUUUAUCGAGACUAUGUGAUGUCGCAUCCAGAGCUGAGAUUUUGUGUUGGAAAGGACUGCUUAAUGGUUGUUCGAUCAAAAGAAACAAAACCCAAGAAAGCUACUUGCACGAAAUGCAAGACUUCUUUUUGUGUGAUUUGUGGAGUGGACUACCACGCGCCGACAUCUUGUGACACGAUAAAGAAAUGGCUGAUCAAAUGUGCGGAUGAUAGCGAGACUGCGAACUACAUUAGCGCUCAUACAAAAGAUUGUCCACAAUGCCAUGCAUGUAUCGAGAAAAAUGGAGGCUGUAAUCAUAUGCAAUGUGCCAAGUGCAAACAUCAUUUUUGCUGGAUGUGUUUUGGAGAUUGGAAAAGCCAUGGAUCAGAAUAUUAUGUCUGCAGUCGGUACAAAGAGAAUCCGAGCGUUGCCGCUGAAGCAAAUCAUGUGAAAGCGAGACGAGCACUCGAGAAAUAUCUGCACUAUUUUGAACGGUAUGAGAAUCACAACAAAUCGCUGAAAAUGGAAGAAGAGUUGAGAGAAAAGAUCAAGAGAAAGAUUGAUGCCAAGGUUAACGAGCAUGAGGGUACGUGGAUUGAUUGGCAAUACUUGCACACUGCCGCAACGUUGUUGGCCAGGUGUCGUUAUACUCUUCAAUACACAUACCCGUUUGCUUACUACCUUGAGAAAGGCCCGAGGAAGGAUUUGUUCGAGUAUCAACAAGGUCUUCUCGAGAAAGAAGUUGAAGAGCUAGCGUGGGCUGUUGAACGUGCGGGCACCUCAGAUAGGGGAGCUUUAGAAGCACACAUGCACAGAGCCGAGCACAAGAGAAUCACUCUUCUUCAAGACUUCUUCUUUUCUCCAUCCGAAUACGAUGCCCCCAGUUCGUCAAAGUUUCGA
Messenger RNA from Mesorhabditis belari, 1458 nucleotides. NCBI's taxonomy places the organism in Eukaryota, Metazoa, Nematoda, Chromadorea, Rhabditida, Rhabditidae. The record is from the annotation of a GenBank genome assembly.